Messenger RNA from Suillus paluster, 414 nucleotides. RefSeq lists its product as uncharacterized. The record is from RefSeq and is a predicted model, not a curated record. Lineage: Eukaryota; Fungi; Basidiomycota; Agaricomycetes; Boletales; Suillaceae. Bases 35 to 259 code for a protein of 74 amino acids. The transcript has 3 exons.
UGUCUAAUAGAUCCCACAUCUCCUCGUACAUCUAAUGCGUUUCUCCUUUCUCGCCGUCGUGGCUGCUUUGACAGCAUCUAUGUCUGUCAGUGCGACACCAGCUGUUUUCAGCAGGGAUUCACAAUGCGCCGAGGUUGGCGGCGUUUGCGGCUUCGGUUUGCCAGGCUGCUGCUCUGGAUAUAUGUGUGCCAUUGACAAUGAUGGCUAUACGUCUUGCGUUGCCUCUCCCUUUUCUAAUGUAGAAGGACCCUCAAGAUAGCAGGGAGCUCGCAUGUCACAAGGUUGAUUGCUGGGUUGUUGCACUUGGUCAAAUUUCCCUGCCGCUGGAGUAAUGGGCCCCUUGCAUCUCGAAGACCUAGAUAUGAUGUUGAUUUGAAAAUAUAAACAGUACUGCAGCCCCAGUAGUCCGAGUCG